AUGAUCAACACUGAUCUCGAUACUACAUUACAAGGCACCGAAGGUGAAACAAUGACUCUGAAACCAACAGUCAGUGGAACAUCGAAAUCAGACAUUGUACGGGAGAAAGUUCCUGUUUCACUGUCCAAUUGUGCAAAUAGCUUGCCCAGAAAUGGAAAUGAGAGUCAGCCAACCUAUCCAAGCAAUUCAGAAAACACUAAUGAAUCUGAGCAUCGAGUUGCCAGCCGGUCAGUCAAUCUACCCUGGUCCAAUGCUGGGACCUUUUUAUCUUCAGCGGCCGCUAUUGCCAUAGUAGUAUUAGUUUUGGCCAUCUUUUUCUUUCCCUAUCCUCAAUCAUGUGAUAUGAGCAAAUCGGAAAACAGAGAUUUCAAUCUUUAUUAUGGUAUCAAGGAUGCGAAAAAUCAUUUCGCAACAGCAACGGCUGAUGAUUGUAGUGCUCAGAUUAUAUUUACACCGGCAUUACCUCAAUCAAUAUUAAAUGCAGAUAAGUCACCAAGCUCAUUCAUGAUAUUGGCUGAGUAUGGAACUGGGAAAACAUUAUUAAGAUGUGAAUAUUUUAAGACUUUAAAUUCUGAUCAUUAUUUAAAAAUCUUAUUAUUAAAUAAACAAAUAAGUGAAUAUUUAGAACGAUUUAUAACAAGCAGAAAAUUACAAGAUUGUGGCAGUCGUAAUUGUUCAACAGACUGGUCGGACGAUGAAUUUGCCCACUUAAUCCUAUCAGUCUUAGUAACAGAAUUUAUGGACAACUAUGCACAAAAACAAAUGAAGUUUCUGGAUAUUCCAAUCGAGGAGAAAAUCAAUUUGGUAACUAUCAUAUGUUAUUAUUAUAAUAGAGAUAAUAUCAAUCAAUUGGAAGAUUUUGUAAAUAGGCUUUUUGCGAAAUCCCGCGAAUCAUUAUAUAAAGCUAGUGAAGCUCAAGUACAAAUUCAAGAAAGACAUAUAUUUCAAGAAAAUCCAUUGUUAACUCAUCUUAAAACUGAUCUAAAUGAAUUUAGUAUUCUAAAUAAAAAUAUUGACAAACUUCAUUUAUUAUUAGCCAUCAUUCAGGGUGAAGGCUUUCAACGUCAGUCAAUGCAGAAAACAAUGUUUGGUCAUGUAUUAAGAGAUUUAACAGAUUUUUCAUCAUUUAUUAAAAAACAUAUGAAAAAGAUAACUGUAUUUAUUAUUGAUGGUAUUGAUGAAAAUCAAUUUUUGAGUCAAAAUAAUGAAGUGAAUAAAAUAUCACUGGAAUCAUUUUGUCGUUCUUCUGUUUCAAAAAAGAUUCUUUCAUUGACUAUGGCUAAUUACUUUUAUUUAUCCAUAUUCUAUCCAAAAAUCGAUGGCAUCAAUAUACGUGAUGCUAUUGUACGACCUGAUAAAUUUCCAACAUAUACACUAACAUGGAACUCAAAAUCAUUAAUGAAUUAUGCUGACUAUGUUCUUCAAGAAUUAAAUAAAAACGCCUCAUCUACUCGUUGUAAAUCAUUUACUGAUUUCAAGACACUUGUUAAUUAUGAAAAAAAAGAGAUAGCUGGAAUUAUUGAUCAAAUAAAGACGCCAAGAGCGAUUCAUUUAUUUUUGAUGGAAUUGAUAACACAAAUGAGCCACGAUGCAAAUAAUAAUAUUGAAUAUCCAUUUACAGCAACAGACGAAAACGUUCGUAAUGCUUUUGAAAAAUCUUCUGGGCAUUACUAUAAGUAUGAUAAAGCUAAAGGCUAG
Molecule: messenger RNA, 1698 nt
Organism: Didymodactylos carnosus
Lineage: Eukaryota; Metazoa; Rotifera; Eurotatoria; Philodinida; Philodinidae
Source: the annotation of a GenBank genome assembly